Messenger RNA from Cygnus atratus (black swan), 1470 nucleotides. It is a transcript of the gene EGR4, whose product is annotated as early growth response 4. Bases 1 to 1470 code for a protein of 489 amino acids. Gene Ontology annotation, biological process: regulation of transcription by RNA polymerase II. NCBI's taxonomy places the organism in Eukaryota, Metazoa, Chordata, Aves, Anseriformes, Anatidae. The record is from RefSeq and is a predicted model, not a curated record. Gene Ontology annotation, molecular function: RNA polymerase II cis-regulatory region sequence-specific DNA binding; DNA-binding transcription factor activity, RNA polymerase II-specific. The transcript is spliced from 2 exons.
AUGCUCAACGUCAUGGAUUUCUCCUGCCCGGACCCGCUCUACUCCAAGUACGAGGAGAGCUGCGAGAUGAAAGCCGGGGAGCUGCAGGGCUUGGGGCAGACCGAGCAGCAACUUCUGGCGGAGGCCGAAUUCCUCGGAGGUGAGCUGCUGGGCGCCCCGGUGAGCGGCGGGGCGGCGGAUUACCCCCCCCCGGGCAGCCAGCCCUCCCCCUCGCUCAGCUACACCGGCAGCUUCUUCAUCAAGGCGGUGCCGGAGCACCCCCAGGACCAGGAAUCCCUCUUCAACCUGAUGUCGGGGAUCCUGGGCAUCUCCCCCUUCGCCCCCUCCGAGGGCCACCAAAGGCACCUGGACGCUCUCUACCCCUGCCCUGAGGUGCCCCCGAGCCAGCUGGAGCUCUACGCCGGCUGCCAGCCCGACAUGAACGUCCCCGUGCCAGCCCCCUUCGGCGAGCAGGGCUACGGCACCUUCCCCACCGCCGAGGCCACGCACCCCCUGCAGCCCCAGCCCUCCUUGGGGAGCCCCUCGCAGUGCUUCUUCGAGCCCAAGCUCCUGGACACCAAGCAGGACAUCAAGCUGCCCCCCGGCUCGCCGUCCCUGGACAAGUUCAAAGCCUCCUGCGCCCAGUGGGAGCCCGUGGCCCAGCACCAAGCCUACUUGCCCGCUGGCUACCAUUCCCCCGAGGCCUUCCCGGCCGGGGAGAGCGGCCAGGCCAUGUUCCACCCGCUGGGCUCCAAGAUGGAAAACGUGCUGUCCGUCAGCUGCCAGUCGGAGCUCAGCAGCCUCGCGGAGGACCCCGGCUGCUUCCCCGGAGCCUCUUUGGGAUUCGGCUGCGAGCCCGAAAACUUCCCGGCCCGCGGCGACUUCGGGGACGCCAAGCUGCACAGCCUCGCCCCCCAGCUCCUGCCGGACUUCGACUCCUCCUUGGCCCAGCCCGAAGUCCUGCCGGCUCUGCUGAGCUCCGGCGAGCUCCUCCAUCCCCACCCCUCGCCCUCCGUCCCUCCCGCGGACUUUUUGGGCCACCCCGCCCCGGCCUCCAUCCCCUCGCUGCUGCCUGCCGCCCCGCCGGCCCUGGCCGAGCCCAAGAAGAAGCCUCGCCGCACCAAGUGCUCUUCCAAAUGCUUCUGCCCCAAGCCCCACGAGAAAGCCUUCGCCUGCCCCGUCGAGAACUGCGUGCGGAGCUUCGCCCGCUCCGACGAGCUCAACAGGCACCUCCGCAUCCACACGGGCCACAAGCCCUUCCAGUGCCGCAUCUGCCUGAGGAACUUCAGCCGCAGCGACCACCUCACCACCCACAUCCGCACCCACACGGGCGAGAAGCCCUUCUCCUGCGACACCUGCGGCCGCCGCUUCGCCAGGAGCGACGAGAAGAAGCGGCACAGCAAAGUCCACCUGAAGCAGAAAGCGCGGACGGAGGAGAAGCUCAAAGGCUUGGGCUUCUUCUCGGUGGGUCUCUCCUUCGGGACGCUGUGA